Coniosporium apollinis CBS 100218 is the source of this 1179-nucleotide messenger RNA. Its product is annotated as CAMK/CAMK1 protein kinase. Gene Ontology annotation, molecular function: ATP binding; calmodulin binding; calcium/calmodulin-dependent protein kinase activity. Lineage: Eukaryota; Fungi; Ascomycota; Dothideomycetes. The coding region runs from base 1 to 1179 and encodes 392 amino acids. Gene Ontology annotation, biological process: protein phosphorylation; cellular response to oxidative stress. The transcript has 4 exons. The record is from RefSeq and is a predicted model, not a curated record.
AUGGCCACUCAGCAGAACGGCCAUCCAGCUGCCCGACAGCAGUCGCAGCAGAUGCAGAUCCAACCGUGUCGCUACAAGACGGGAAAGACGCUGGGUGCGGGAUCAUACUCGGUAGUCAAAGAAUGCGUACACAUCGACACUGGGCGAUACUAUGCGGCAAAAGUUAUCAACAAGCGUCUUAUGGCCGGAAGGGAGCACAUGGUGCGGAAUGAGAUCGCCGUGCUCAAGAGAGUGUCAAUGGGCCACCAGAACAUCCUCACGCUGGUGGACUACUUCGAAACGAUGAACAACUUGUACCUUGUCACCGACCUCGCCCUGGGCGGCGAGUUAUUUGACCGCAUAUGUCGCAAAGGCAGCUACUAUGAGAGCGAUGCAGCAGAUCUUGUCCGAGCCACAUUAUCCGCCGUAGCGUACCUGCAUGAUCACGGCAUCGUACACCGCGAUUUGAAGCCUGAGAACCUCCUCUUCCGGACGCCCGAAGACAACGCAGACCUCCUGAUUGCCGAUUUCGGCCUCUCAAGGAUCAUGGACGAGGAGCAGUUCCACGUCUUGACCACAACGUGCGGCACACCCGGCUACAUGGCGCCAGAGAUCUUCAAAAAGUCGGGGCACGGGAAACCAGUCGACGUCUGGGCAAUAGGCGUCAUAACCUACUUCCUCCUCUGCGGCUACACCCCCUUCGACCGCGACUCCAACCUCGAAGAAAUGCAAGCCAUCCUCGUCGCCGACUACUCCUUCACCCCGGUCGAAUACUGGCGCGGCGUCUCCCAAGCCGCGCGCGAAUUCAUCAAACGCUGCCUCACGACCGAGCCCACCGCCCGCAUGACCGCCCACGAAGCCCUCAGCCAUCCCUGGAUCGCUGACACCAGCGACGACCAGAUGGGCGAGGACUUGCUGCCAACUGUUAAGAAGAACUUCAAUGCGAGGAGGACGCUGCAUGCGGCGAUUGAUACGAUUAGGGCGAUCAAUCAGCUCAGGGCUGGUGGCGGGGCGGCAAUGAUGGAUGGAGCGCUGAGCAAGGAUCCAACGAAGGCGGCCAGAGGAGGGUUGCAAAGGGAGCAGAGCGAUAGGAUGGAGAUUGAUAGUCGGGGGAAUGCGAGGGGCCAGACGGAGGAGAUGAUCAGGGAGCAGGAGAGGAGGAUCAGGGAGAUGCAGCAGGGAUUGUGGAAUCAGCGAUGA